AUGUCCGCCUUCACCUUUGUUUGCCCUCCCAUGAACUCGCUCGAUGUGUGGGAAUACUCGUUGAGGCCCGCUCAGGACUCGUCUGAAUCUGAUUCGGGAGUAGCGAGUGGUGAUGUGACGUCCGAGAGCUCUAGAGCCAGCUCGCCAGUUUCCGUCAACAGCGAAGAGGAUUUCAUGGACGAAAUCUUGAAGUCCUGUGUCAAUAUGGCCAUGGAGAGCCCGAAAAAAGGAGAGAACAAGGUGAGCAGAGAGUUUAGUUUUAUUUUAUGUUCGAUAUUUUUAUAAUUUUUGCGAGUUUUUGGCACUUUUUGGGUUCACUUUAUAUUAUACUAGGUCAUCAGAUAAAUUUUUUCAUUUUUUCUAAUUUUUUCUUUGUAAAGUUAUAUUUUUGACAUACUCAGAGUAUUUUAGAGGUUUUACCUUUAUCUCAAAAAUUAUUUGCCCCAAAAUUUCUAGGAUUUUAUGAAAUUUUAAAAAUUUUUCCCGCACAGUGCAUUUUUUGAAUUUUUGGCACAGUGCAGUCAUUUGUUGGUAAAAUUAAUGUUGGAAAAUGUCGGAAGCUACUAUUUAAUGUGCUUUUUAGAAUAUAAAUAGCCUAAAGCUGCUUUAUAAUUUUUAAUUAUUUUUGAGAUUUUUAAAAUUUUGAUGACCUAAGAUAAUAUAAAUAUUUUUUGAAGAAUUUUCAAAAUUUUUAUGGCAUUAAAGUAUAGAUAAGGUGUUGAUAGAUUGAUUUAGGAUAAAAUUACAUAUUGAUCUUCUAAAAAAUCUUGAAAUUUUAAGGAAAUUAAAAAAAAAACUAAAUUUUUUGAUUUUUAAAAAUUUUCAUUUUUUUCAUUUCUAAAAAUAUGUUUUUUCAGGUCCAACCUUCCCCAAUCUUCUCUCAGAACCCCCUCUACUCUCGUCCACCUCCAUCCUUCCCCUAUCAACCGGUCAACUUCACCAACAUUCCUCCGCCGAACGUCAAGACCGUGAUCCCGCUGCUGAACGGCGGCUUCUUCCCGAUGGCUCCGAAUGAGCCGGUGUGGCCCAACUUCACUCUUCGGCCCAACAAACGAGAGGACGCGGCACUCCGAGAGCGCAUUCGCUGCGGACAGCUCAAGUUGAAGCGGCUCUAUCGCAACUACAAGACCACCAUGUGCAACUCGUUCGAGAAGGAUGGAACCUGUCCGAGGGGAGAGAAGUGUGCGUUCGCUCAUGGAGAGAAUGAAUUGAGGAGUCCGAGAAUCUUGGUGAGUUAGUUUUUUAAGGUUUUAGAAGCAUUUUAGGUAUGUUUUCAUCAAAAAUUACCUUAUUUUAGAGAUUUUUUUCAAAAAAGUCUCAAAAAUUUUCAAAUUUCGAGGAAAAAAUCAAUUUUUUCUUUUAUGAAAUUUACUGUAAUACUAUUUAAAAACUAAUUUCAUACUUUUUAAAUAUCAAUUUCACCAUUUUUCGACGAAAAUUCAUCUUACUUUAGUCAUCACAUCAGGUCAAAAAAAAAUUCAAAAAACUUUCAAAUUUGGAGAAAAAAAUCAAUUUUUUCUUUUAUGAAAUUUACUAUAAUACUAUUUAAAAGCUAAUUUCAUACUUUUUAAAUAUCAAUUUCACCAUUUUUCGACAAAAAUUCACUUUAUUUUAGUCAUCAUUUGUUAAAAAAACCCUCAAAAACUCAAAUUUCGAGUAAAAAAUCAAUUUUUUCUUUUAUGGAAUUUACUGUAAUACUAUUUAAAAACUAAUUUCAUACUUUUUUAAUAUCAAUUUCACAAUUUUUCGACAAAAAUUCACCUUACCUUAGUCAUCACUCUAGUCAAAAAAAAAUCUCGAAAACUUUCAAAUUUCGAGGAAAAAAUCAAUUUUUUCUUUUAUGAAAUUUACUAUAAUACUAUUUAAAAGCUAAUUUCAUACUUUUUAAAUAUCAAUUUCACCAUUUUUCGACAAAAAUUCACUUUAUUUUAGUCAUCAUUUGUUAAAAAAACCCUCAAAAACUCAAAUUUCGAGUAAAAAAUCAAUUUUUUCUUUUAUGGAAUUUACUGUAAUACUAUUUAAAAACUAAUUUCAUACUGUUUUAAUAUCAAUUUCACAAUUUUUCGACAAAAAUUCACCUUACUUUAGCAUCUUUUGUCAAAAAAAUUUCAGAAUCUCUCAAAUUUCGAGGAAAAAAUCAAUUUUUUCUUUCUCACAUUUCAUUAUUAUGCCCUUACAACACUAAUCAAACCUUUUUCAGAACCCCUUCGUCCACAAGACCCGGCCAUGCACUCGUUUUGCCAAAGGCUUCUGCAAAUACGGCGAGAAAUGCACUUUCAUGCACCUCAAACGGCAAUAA
Molecule: messenger RNA, 2299 nt
Organism: Bursaphelenchus xylophilus (pine wood nematode)
Lineage: Eukaryota; Metazoa; Nematoda; Chromadorea; Rhabditida; Aphelenchoididae
Source: the annotation of a GenBank genome assembly